Molecule: messenger RNA, 243 nt
Organism: Phaeoacremonium minimum UCRPA7
Lineage: Eukaryota; Fungi; Ascomycota; Sordariomycetes; Togniniales; Togniniaceae
Product: putative dna repair protein rad9 protein
Exons: 3
Coding region: 1-243 (80 amino acids)
Source: RefSeq, a predicted model, not a curated record
AUGGAACAUUUUGGGCCUGGAAUUGAGCUGCUCGAUGUGAACACUGAAGAUGAUGGCGUUGUCAACUUUACAUGUUUCACAGAGAAGCAGGUCAACCUCAACAACGAGGCUGUUUUGAAGAAGCCACUACACACAUCCAUCGCGGUGGAUGCAGAAGAAUUCGAUGAUCUUUCGGUGCCAGAGAAGCUUCACAUAAUUUGCUGCCUACUCGAGGCCAGGGCGGCCGAUGAAGGUAUCCUAUGA